AUGACUCUAGUUAAAUUUUUAAAGUUUCUGUAUAACAAUCCUAAAAGAACAAAACAUUUAUUAAUGACAUUAUGUAUAUACUUUGAGAAGCUCAGUGAACGUUCAAACAAAACCCCCGAAUCGUUUACUUUACCACAAAAAUCCAAAAUGGGAAAACAAGUUCUGACUGUUUUCUCAGCAUAUGCACCACAGACCGGUGAAUCUGAAGACGUCAAAAAUGACUUCUGGAACACACUCUCAGAUGCCAUCAGGAAAACACCAUCAUCAGAGAUACCAAUGAUAUGUGGCGACCUCAACAGCCAUGUUGGAGAUAAAUCAAAUGGGUUCCUCGGCGUCCAUGGAGGCUUUGGCUACGGGUUUUGA
Messenger RNA from Helobdella robusta, 363 nucleotides. RefSeq lists its product as hypothetical. Gene Ontology annotation, cellular component: nucleus. Bases 1 to 363 code for a protein of 120 amino acids. Gene Ontology annotation, biological process: chromatin remodeling. Lineage: Eukaryota; Metazoa; Annelida; Clitellata; Rhynchobdellida; Glossiphoniidae. The record is from RefSeq and is a predicted model, not a curated record. The transcript has 2 exons.